Abrus precatorius (Indian licorice) is the source of this 1260-nucleotide messenger RNA. RefSeq lists its product as uncharacterized. The record is from RefSeq and is a predicted model, not a curated record. Bases 169 to 1146 code for a protein of 325 amino acids. NCBI's taxonomy places the organism in Eukaryota, Viridiplantae, Streptophyta, Magnoliopsida, Fabales, Fabaceae. The transcript has a single exon.
ACUCUCUCUCUCUACAUAUAUAUCUCUCCCGAGUGUUGAGUAUAUCUACGUAACGCAAUUACUGAUUAUUCUGUUUUGAUUCCGUUCCAUUCCCAAUACAAAUUACAGAUACCAUCAAUUUUCAAUUUUGAAAUUACAAUAUUCAUUCACUUAGAGAGAGAAUAGAGAAUGGCUGAAGAACAGGACGGUGGAAGAGUGAAAUCGAAGCCUCCAAGGCCCAAACCAAUAUGCUUCUCAUUCGCAGCAUACACUAACAACCUUCUACACACACUCAAAUCAUCCAACGUUGUAAUAGACAAAGGACUCUCCGACGCAGAAUUCUCAAACCUUCAAUCAAACUUCAAUUUCUCAUUCCCACCGGACCUACGCGCCAUCCUCCAACAGGGCCUUCCCAUCUCAACGGGCUUCCCAAACUGGCGUUCCUCUUCAUCGCAACAACUCCAAAUUCUCCUCAGCCUUCCAACCUCAUCAAUUCUCCGUCGGGUCUCCAAAACCCGCUUCUGGCACCCUUCGUGGGGCCCCGAACCGCGCGACCCGACCCACGCCCUGAGCCGCCUCUUGAACGAAGCGCCGCCGCUCGUUCCAAUUUACCGGCAUUGCUAUAUGCCUUCUUCCCCCAACGUCUCCGGUAACCCCGUUUUUUACAUCGAUCACGACGGCGAUGUCCGGUUGCUGAGCUUCGACGUGGCCGGAUUCUUCCGGGAGUUUUUGUGCCGGCAACCGGAGGAGCCGGUGUGGGCUGCGACGAGGGCGAGGAGGAUAAAGUUCUGGUCGGAGCUGGCGGAGGCGCGUGGGGGGAGGUGGUGGUGGCGCGUGAAGGGGGAAUUGGGAGGGUGCUUGGAAGGGGUGGUGUGGAGGUUGAAGGAGGGGGGGUGGAGGGAAGAGGAGAUACGCGAGAUGAUGAUGGUGACGGUGAUGGAUGACUAUGAUAAUGAUGAAGAGGAAGAAGAAGAGAAGAAACAAAAGUGUGAAGUGAAAGACAAAGAGUCUUUGGCGUGGCACGUGAGAGUGUUGUCGUCGAUUUUGCUGCGUGCGGGGUGGAGCAGGGAAGACGUGUUGUACUCGCUUGGAGUCGUUGCUGGCGAAGGAAAAUCGUGGUUGGAAUUCCAUCAGCCAAAACCCACCGUCAACAUCAACGCCCUCUAGAAAUACACUUAUUUUAUACACUGCAAAUACAAAUUGAAACAUAAAUUACAGAAUAAACACAGGAUAUUAUUUUUUGUAUGCAUAAUUUUAGAGGCAAUGUACAAUUGCUACUCA